Molecule: messenger RNA, 2403 nt
Organism: Austrofundulus limnaeus
Lineage: Eukaryota; Metazoa; Chordata; Actinopteri; Cyprinodontiformes; Rivulidae
Gene: lrrc3ca
Product: leucine rich repeat containing 3Ca
Exons: 3
Coding region: 1195-1989 (264 amino acids)
Cellular component (GO): plasma membrane
Molecular function (GO): protein binding
Source: RefSeq, a predicted model, not a curated record
GCCAAGCCAAAGAUUCUCAGCUCUGGCAGCCCCCGGGGCUGCAUGUUUGAAACAACAAGCUCUCAGAUCCAACAUGAUUAUAGGCUGCCAGGCUGACUGCUCCAUGUGUGAGCAUGAGAUGAAUCCUCUGUUUGUGUGAGCGCGUGUGGGAGGAGUGCUCAUUUACAGGCACCUGAUACAUGAUGCACAUCCAGCUCCGUGCUCUCACAGCAAUCAACAGGCGCGUGUGAAUGAGAGCAUUGAGUCGGACAAUUAAACAGAGGCUGUUUGUGGGAGCUUGUUCUCUGCACUCAGCGCCUUUCAGCAUUUUUGUCUGCGCACCUUUGGCCCUCUGUGCCCCGUCUGUACCUUAUUAUUGCUCAUAUAUAUAAUUUUUUCCUUUUUUUCCUCUCCAUCAGAAUCUAUGACACUGUGACCUGGCAGUGCUCGACAGUCUGACAAAGCUGCUUCCUCUUCUUCUUUCAUUCUCCCCCCCUCUGGUUGCGUGGAAACUACAAAGGCUGCCCUGAAGUGCGGGAUCCUUUCCAGAGGCGCGUCGCGGUUCCUGAGCGGCGGCGGAUGGGGAGGAAGGAUCUGUUUGAAAGCGGACCAGGCUGAGCUAUACUGGAGGAGGARGAGGAGGAGGGGAAGCGCAUCAGUCUGCAGGACGGAGUUCUUUUUGGAGCACUUUCUUUAAAAAAAAAAACACAACGCGGUGAAGAUGGAGGGGAGAGGAGAAGUCGCGUUAAAGACUGUCAUGCAACGUCCUCUGUGUUGUCACUGUAAUCUUAUAGCCCUUCUCCUUAAAUCCCCUUGAUAUCGUUCGUUCUGCUCAUGUGUCCAAUUUCACUUCAUGUCCACAUGUUUUCUCUUCCCUUUAUCGCCAGCUCCCCACCCCCCCACACUUUUUCUUCUGCUCCCUAAUUAUCUCUCAGUGAAACACCAAGCUGGCAUGCAGUGAUGGGAAAACUGCAGGCCUUGCAGGAGCAGAAACAUUAACCAUGCGAGACCUUGGCUCGGGCGUUCAGUUGGUUUCAUCAUGCAAGAUGAAAUAAGUGGCAAAUGUUUCAUCUUUGUGUCAGACUUCACUUCUCCUUGUUCAUUGUUGGUGGGGAUCUCCAGCUGACAUUUCUGUUCGACACUAAGUGGGGAGGUUGAUGCGUCCCUCGUCCCUCAGCCCCAGUGGUCUUCCUUGGAGCAUGCCCAUAGACCACAAUGCCCCUCUUUGCGGACUGGCUCCUGCGCCACUCGGUGGUCAUGUGCUUGCUGCUCCACAGCUUGGUUUUAAUGACCUUCUGCUUCCAUCAUGCCGCCACCACCUGCUCCAAAAGGUGCUACUGCUCUGAGAGCGAGACCGGCGGCAAGACGGUGCGCUGCAGCAACCUGCAGCUCACGGAGAUCCCCGAGGACAUCCCCAACGACACCAGGCGGGUCUAUCUGGACUUCAACCUCUUCACGACAAUCCCAGCGAACGCCUUUGCCGCGUUAACCCACUUGGUGGAACUGGACCUGUCGCACAACGAGUUGAGCCUGUUAGAACCUGGUGCGUUCAGAGGCCUGGGCUCCUCCUUACAGCUCCUGGAUCUGUCUUCAAACAAGUUAAUUAACUUCAACCCCGAUGCCUUCGAGGGCCUGCGAGCUCGCGCCAACCUAACAAACAAUCCRUGGCACUGUGACUGUAACUUACAGAUGGCUCUGCCUCGUGUGGACUUGGAGCCUGUGUCUCUGGCAGGCAUCGUGUGCCAGACCUCCUAUCCCGAGGAAAUAGGAGUUGURGGACGUGCCUUCCUUUUGGAACCAGACAUAGACUUGUGUGUGGUGAUGAAGAGGACUACAGACGUGGCCAUGCUGGUUGUUAUGUUCGGCUGGUUCACCAUGGUUAUCUCCUACCUGGUCUACUAUGUCCGGGCUAAUCAGGAGGACGCCCGCAGACACUUGGAGUAUCUAAAGUCACUGCCAAGCCGACAGGGCAAAUCAGAGGAAUCCUCUACUAUUAGCACUGUGGUAUAAGGCUGAGCUACAAAGGCUAACUAAAAUGGGAUCUUGGGGUCAUCAUGGGACAAGUUGGGCAAAAAAAAAAAAACAAUAUGGGUCUGCAAAAGAAACCCAGGCAGAUGUAAGAUAGUAAAGAUAAAUAAUUCAUCCUUCAGAGGACCCUUAAAACAUUUUGUUGGCAGAGUUGAUGGCCUUGUCUGUGCACUAAGGGAAUAAAGUGACAUGAUUUUUUUUUUUGUGAACUCCAAAUAUGGGAAUGGGAUUCGUCCAGAGAUGCAUGCGCCUUAAUGUGCCUCUCCCACAAAGAGACAGUCCAAGAGACAUCAUCUGACAGCAAUCUAAACAAGACAUCACUAUGUCAAGCUCUGUGUACGGUUGUUUUAUGGAAUACACAAAUACAAUACAAGUAAAAUGACCUUUUUCAUUUUU